CUCCAACAACCACGAACCCCUCGCUAUUCACCCCCUUUGCCGUCUUCGCAAUGGACAGACGCACUCCUUAUACUCUGAGCGUUCUUGCGCCCAGUACAGAUGGCGCUGAAGAGUCUCGCACACAGAUCCAAGCCCGAUUGCGGGAGUUUGUGUUGGAAUUUCAGCUGGAUAAUGCAUUUAUUUAUCGAGACCAGCUCCGACAGAAUGCCCUUGUGAAACAGUUUUUCUGCGAUAUUGACAUUGCACACUUGAUUUCCUAUAAUGAGGAGUUGGCACACAAGCUCACCACUGAGCCCGCGGAUAUCAUUCCUCUGUUCGAAGCUGCUCUUCAACAAUGCACCCAAAGAAUUGUCUUUCCUUCGCAAAGAGACAUUGUGCUGCCAACACACCAACUCCUCCUUCACUCUUCCGCCUCUCACAUCUCUAUCCGUGACCUCAAUGCAACCAACAUCUCUCAUCUCGUUCGUAUCCCUGGAAUUGUGAUUGGUGCAUCGACAAUUUCAUCCAAAGCAACGCUUGUGCAUAUUCGAUGCAAGAGUUGUGAUCACAGUGACAAUAUCCGGGUUGAUGGUGGUUUCUCAGGCUUGUCAUUGCCCAGACGCUGUGGCCGUGAGCAGCAGCCUGGAGAUGUACCCGGUGAACAGUGCCCAUUGGAUCCUUAUGUGGUAUCUCACGAGAAGUGUCAAUUCGUGGAUCAGCAGGUUCUCAAACUCCAAGAAGCCCCCGAUCAGGUCCCUGUGGGAGAACUUCCCCGCCAUGUUCUCAUCUCGGCAGACCGGUACUUGGCCAACCGCGUGGUUCCCGGUUCUCGUUGCUCAGUGAUGGGUAUUUUCUCCAUCUACCAGGCUAAAGGCGGGAAGAAGGACGCUGCAGUAGCCAUCCGUAACCCCUAUUUGCGAGCAGUUGGAAUUAGCACCGACCUCGAUCACACUGUCAAGGGUGCCGCCAUUUUCUCCGACGAAGAAGAGCAGGAGUUUUUGGAAUUGAGCCGUCGGCCCGACCUGUACGAAGCGGUUGCCCGGAGUAUCGCCCCGUCCAUUUACGGAAACCUGGAUAUCAAAAAAGCCAUUGUCUGUCUGUUGAUGGGUGGUUCCAAAAAGAUUCUUCCUGACGGGAUGAAGCUUCGUGGUGAUAUUAACGUGCUGCUUCUUGGUGACCCCGGUACAGCAAAGUCUCAGCUGUUGAAAUUUACCGAAAAGGUGUCCCCAAUCGCCAUCUACACUUCCGGUAAAGGUUCCUCGGCAGCCGGUUUGACCGCUUCUGUUCAGCGUGACCAUGCAACUCGCGAAUUCUACUUGGAAGGAGGUGCAAUGGUUCUUGCCGAUGGUGGUGUGGUGUGUAUUGAUGAGUUCGACAAGAUGAGGGACGAGGACCGAGUCGCCAUCCACGAAGCUAUGGAACAACAAACCAUAUCCAUUGCCAAGGCCGGUAUCACCACCAUUCUCAACUCGAGAACAUCCGUCCUGGCGGCCGCCAACCCUAUCUUUGGUCGAUACGAUGACUUGAAGACUCCUGGAGAGAACAUUGAUUUCCAGACUACUAUCCUGUCACGUUUUGAUAUGAUCUUCAUCGUUCGCGAUGACCACGAGCGUGGUCGUGACGAGAGCAUCGCUCGGCACGUCAUGGGCGUGCAUAUGGGUGGUAGAGGUAUUGAAGAGCAGGUCGAGGCAGAGGUUCCAGUGGAAAAGAUGAAGCGGUACAUCAGUUACUGCCGAACUCGCUGUGCCCCCCGCCUCUCCCCAGAAGCUGCCGAGAAGCUUUCAUCGCACUUUGUUUCCAUCCGAAAGCAAGUGCACCGCGCCGAAAUGGACGCUAAUACCCGUUCAUCCAUUCCCAUCACCGUCCGUCAACUAGAAGCUAUUGUCCGUAUCACAGAGUCCCUGGCCAAACUAUCCUUGUCGCCGAUCGCCACAGAGGCGCACGUCGACGAAGCCAUCCGCCUCUUCUUGGCCUCGACCAUGGACGCAGUUACCCAGGGCGAGGGCCAGGGCAGCAAGGAAAUGAUGGAGGAGGUUAACAAGAUCGAAGACGAGCUGAAGCGCCGACUUCCCAUCGGCUGGAGCACAAGUCUGGCCACUUUACGACGUGAAUUCGUCGAAGGACGAGGAUACACCGAGCAGGCUCUUAACCGCUCGCUGCUGGUUCUCCAGCGGAGAGAUACUAUACAGAUCCGGUCUGGAGGAUCACAAGUAUACCGCCAUGGAGUUUGAUUUGUUCUUUUGUUUUCGUUUUGACGACAUGACGCUUACAUAUACCAUGUAUGUGCUAUGGGCAUUUGAUUUCUGAUUAUCUCUACCGUUGGGAGAUUGCAUGUAUUGCCUGGUCUGGGGUGUGUGUUUCUGUCAGUUUGAAGCUUGGGCAAGCGGGAUUGAAUG
Messenger RNA from Aspergillus wentii DTO 134E9, 2375 nucleotides. RefSeq names its product MCM DNA helicase complex subunit MCM5. Bases 51 to 2210 code for a protein of 719 amino acids. The transcript has 4 exons. Gene Ontology annotation, cellular component: nucleus; MCM complex. Gene Ontology annotation, molecular function: single-stranded DNA binding; ATP binding; DNA replication origin binding. Gene Ontology annotation, biological process: DNA replication initiation; double-strand break repair via break-induced replication; DNA replication. Lineage: Eukaryota; Fungi; Ascomycota; Eurotiomycetes; Eurotiales; Aspergillaceae. The record is from RefSeq and is a predicted model, not a curated record.